AUCUCUAGUUAUUAUGCCGAUUGUAUGUGAGGUUAGAUGCAGUUAGGUGGGUUUGGUUAAACGAACCAUGUGUCAUUCUAUGUGAAUGAGUUUAAUGUUUGCUUGAUACCGGCGUUUUCGCAAAAUGACACAAGUUGCGCAGGAGGAUAACGAAUUAAAGAGGUUGCUCAAUAAUCCAGCCAAGAACGCUAGCGAAGAUGGAUCUAUGGCACCACCGUUAUCGACUAACGUGCCGAGACCAAGCACGUCGCAAAGUGCCAACCCGCAAUCGAUGAUGAUUCCGAUAACGCCAGUUAAUAGCACGAAAGAAGUUCCAGAGCCUUGUUUACAAAAUGUAGUUUCUACAAUUAAUUUGCAAACAGAACUGAAACUUAUGUACAUUAAUGUAAGAACUAGAAAUUCUGAAUACAACCCAGCUAGGUUUACCGGAUUAAUAAUGAGGAUACAGAAUCCUAGAGCGACAGCGCUGAUUUUCCGCUCUGGUAAAUUAGUAUGUACUGGCGCGAGAAGCGAACAAGAUUCAUUUUUGGCGGCAAAGAAAUUUGCCAGAAUAAUUCAGAAACUUGGAUUCCCUGUUAAGUUUUCCAGUUUUAAAAUACAGAAUAUAGUUGCGACAUGUGAUUUGAAAUUCCCAAUUAAGUUGGAGCUUCUAUAUCAAUUUCACGGUCAAUUUUCUAGUUAUGAGCCAGAGUUAUAUCCUGGGCUGACAUACAGAAUGUAUUCACCUAGAGUUGUAUUAUUAAUAUUUGUAAAUGGUAAAGUUGUGUUAACAGGAGCAAAAAAUAGGACUGAAUUACAAGAUGCAUUAAAUAUUAUAUAUCCGACAUUAAAGAUGUAUAGAAAGCAAUAAUAUUACUUAUUUACAAAAUAAAUAUCAAAUAA
Trachymyrmex septentrionalis is the source of this 882-nucleotide messenger RNA. RefSeq names its product TATA-box-binding protein-like (gene Trf). Bases 125 to 850 code for a protein of 241 amino acids. Gene Ontology annotation, biological process: DNA-templated transcription initiation. The record is from RefSeq and is a predicted model, not a curated record. NCBI's taxonomy places the organism in Eukaryota, Metazoa, Arthropoda, Insecta, Hymenoptera, Formicidae. The transcript is spliced from 5 exons. Gene Ontology annotation, molecular function: RNA polymerase II general transcription initiation factor activity; DNA binding.